This is a messenger RNA of Penicillium paradoxum, 2592 nucleotides long. RefSeq names its product annexin ANXC4 (gene anxc4). Gene Ontology annotation, molecular function: calcium ion binding; calcium-dependent phospholipid binding. The transcript has 2 exons. Lineage: Eukaryota; Fungi; Ascomycota; Eurotiomycetes; Eurotiales; Aspergillaceae. The record is from RefSeq and is a predicted model, not a curated record. Gene Ontology annotation, cellular component: cytoplasm. Bases 1 to 2592 code for a protein of 863 amino acids.
AUGUCGCUCCAAGUGAACGACCCACGGUCGCGCACCCGAUCCAAAUCCCCCGGUCGCGAGCGCUCACGGUCGCGCGACAGCCGAGCUCCCUCCGCUUCGCCAUCCCACCGUUCCCGCUCCCCUGCCGUUGAGGCAACAAAACGCUACAGCCCAGACGAACAAGCCGAAAUCGAGCGCCAAUAUAAGUUGCUCAGCGAGCGGCGCCAGCGCGAAUCUUCCGGCUCUGAUGAGCCACGCAGCGUUGUCUCACGCGCCCCAAGAAGCUCCACCCGCUACGACGUGGAUCGCACUGGCUCAGACGAAGAUUCGAAGCGUCGGGGUGAUCGUGAUGCAGAUAGCUCGAGACGUCGUCGUGAUGACCGCUAUGAACACUCGGGUGACGAGCGGGGUUCUGCGUCGCAGUAUACUUCUUCGCGGUCGCAUCGCCGCCGGCCCUCAUCGCCAGACCGCGGCAGUCGCGUGAAUCGUGACUCUGAUGACUCUGUUGACGAUCUAGCUUACGGCGAGGCACCGGGAAGCCAUCCCAGCUAUGCGCGCCCGAACCGAUAUAGCUAUGCGCAACCGACGCAGUUCAUGCCGAGCGCUCCCAGGCCGCCUACUCAACCGGGAUACCCUGGCGCGGUAACUGACUGGGCUGCUAUACCCGAGUGUGAACGGCCUGGAUUCGUGCCUCCUUCUUCGCAGCCCGCGAACCCGUCCAGUAUGCCCGGCGCGUUCCCUUCGGUUUCAACCUACGGGAAUGGCUCUGGAGCCGUGCCGGCACCUAUGAUUUCCCCGAUGCAAUAUGCCGGUCAGCAGCAGCCUUUGGCUCCGUAUGCGGCGACUAGUGCUGGCUACAUGCCCUCGCAUUAUCGCACGGCCUCUGCAAGUAAUCCUGGUUACCCGGUGGCAGCUGGGUAUGCGAAUCCCGGCAUAUACCAGUACGCGCAGAUCGAUCCUAGUGUGAUGUACUCUUCCAAGAUUGCUCCUGCCCCUGCUCCUGCCCCUGCUCCCGCCCCCGCUGCUAAGCCGGCGCCGUACACUCCUCCUGUGCAUGACCAGUAUACUAGGCCGCCACCGCAGCAAGUGCAAACUCAGUAUCACUCGCAGGCACAGUCCCAGCAGCAGAAGCCGCCUGAGCAGCCGCCUCGAAACGAGCCUCAGUUUGUGGAAAUCACACCUGGUGGAGGUCGUUCAGGCACUCGUCCUCACAGUCUCUCUACGUCGAGUACUCUCGCAGUCGGGGGAGCUAGUGCAGGUCACUCGGCUCAUCCUCCGGCGAGUCCGCUGCUAGAACCAUAUCACGGCACUUAUCAGUCCAUCUCGCCCAUGCCAUCUCCGAUCGUCAUCCCCUCCAUUCGCGACGAAGACAUCUCGGAUGUCGAGCCGCUUGAUGGUGGAAAUUCGGCUUCAGACUCAGGCCCCCGCAGCAGGCACCGCUCCCACUCGUCUGUUAACGAGAAAGACGCCCGCUACCGCAUCAAAGACAAGAGAGAGAAAGAUCGUGACGACCGCAAGGAAGAUAAACGUCUCAGCCGCCCAAUAUCUGGCCACGGGCGCCACGACUCAACCUCCUCUCACAACGGCCCGGACGGAAAAGUCAUAAUCUCCCCAACAACCGGUCGCAAACGAGUCUCUUUCUACGACGCCGGCGCCGACGCCGAGGCCCUGCAAGCUGCACUCAACCACACGCGCAAUAUAGACAGCAAACCCAUCAUCAAAAUCCUGCCACACCUAACAAGCGACGAGAUCCUUCUUCUCCGCCAGGAGUACAAGGACCGCGUCCGCCUCCAAGGAAAGGGCAUAAACAUCGCCAAACACCUCCGCCUGAAACUCGGCAGUUCCUCCUUCGGCAAAGUCUGCUAUGCAACAGCUCUAGGCCGCUGGGAGUCUGAAGCCUACUGGGCCAACUGCUACUACCAAGCCGGCACCUCGCGCCGCGAACUCCUCAUCGAGUCACUCAUGGGCCGAUCUAACGCUGCCAUCCGCGAAAUCAAAAACUCCUUCCGCGACUCUCGCUACGAAAACAGUCUGGAGCGCUGUAUGCGCGCCGAGCUGCGCGCCGAUAAAUUCCGCGUCGCCAUCCUACUCGCCCUCGAGGGCCAGCGCCAGGACGACCGCGAGCCGCUGGAUAGACGUCUCGUACUCGAGGAUGUGCAAGACUUGCAUCGUGUGAUUGUCCGCGAGGGCGGCGAGACCUCCAUGAUCCACAUCAUCGUACUACGCAGCGAUAAUCAUCUACGCGAAGUGCUGCGCACUUAUGAGGAUAAGUAUGGACACAAUUUCGCCAAGGCUAUGAUUGCCAAAUCGCGGAAUCUGGUGGGUGAAACGCUCGCUCAUAUCCUUAAUGGCGCUAUCAACCGUCCCAUGCGCGAUGCCCUCCUCCUCCACCAGGCCCUGCGCGAAUCCCGUAGUGGUCGUGAGCGCUCUGAAUUGCUUAUCUCCCGUCUUGUGCGUCUGCAUUGGGAGCCUAGACACCUUGAUCUGGUGAAGACGGAGUAUCGGCGGAGAUACCAUGAGCGGCUGGAGGAGGCUAUUGCGGAGGAGAUUCUGUCGUUGAAUGGAGGCCAGGAAUGGGGAGAGUUCUGUAUUGAAUUGGCUCGUAACGUUUGA